Molecule: messenger RNA, 2049 nt
Organism: Tupaia belangeri chinensis (Chinese tree shrew)
Lineage: Eukaryota; Metazoa; Chordata; Mammalia; Scandentia; Tupaiidae
Gene: TMC1
Product: transmembrane channel like 1
Exons: 17
Biological process (GO): vestibular reflex; detection of mechanical stimulus involved in sensory perception of sound
Cellular component (GO): plasma membrane
Molecular function (GO): voltage-gated calcium channel activity; mechanosensitive monoatomic ion channel activity
Source: RefSeq, a predicted model, not a curated record
GAAGAAGAAGAAGAAAUUGAUGAAGAGGAGUUAGAAAGAUUGAAGGCAGAAUUAGAUGAGCAAAGGCAAAUGAUUGCCACUGUAAAGUGCAAACCUUGGAAGAUGGAGAAAAAAAUCGAAGUUCUCAAGGAAGCCAAAAAAUUUGUGAGUGAAAAUGAAGGGGCUCUUGGGAAAGGAAAAGGAAAACGAUGGUUUGCGUUUAAAAUGAUGAUGGCCAAGAAAUGGGUAAAAUUUCUCCGAGAUUUUGAGAACUUCAAAGCUGCCUGCAUCCCAUGGGAAAAUAAAAUCAAGGCAAUUGAAAGUCAGUUUGGUUCAUCAGUGGCCUCGUACUUCCUUUUCUUGAGAUGGAUGUAUGGAGUAAAUAUGGUUCUCUUCAUCUUGACAUUCAGCCUCAUCAUGUUGCCAGAGUACCUCUGGGGUUUGCCAUAUGGCAGCUUACCUAGGAAAACGGUUCCUAGAGCUGAAGAGGCCUCAGCAGCGAACUUUGGUGUGUUGUACGACUUCAAUGGCUUGGCACAAUAUUCUGUCCUCUUUUAUGGCUAUUACGACAAUAAACGAACGAUCGGAUGGAUGAAUUUCAGGUUGCCGCUCUCCUAUUUUCUAGUGGGGAUUAUGUGCAUUGGAUACAGCUUUCUGGUUGUCCUCAGAGCGAUGACCAAAAAUAUUGGUGAUGAUGGAGGAGGUGAUGACAAUACUUUUAACUUCAGCUGGAAGGUGUUCACCAGCUGGGACUACCUGAUUGGCAAUCCUGAAACAGCAGACAACAAAUUUAAUUCUAUCACAAUGAACUUUAAGGAAGCUAUAAUAGAAGAACGAGCAGCCCAAGUAGAAGAAAAUGUCCACUUGAUCAGGUUCCUGAGGUUUCUUGCUAACUUCUUCGUGUUUCUAACUCUUGGAGGAAGUGGAUACCUCAUCUUCUGGGCUGUGAAACGAUCCCAGGAAUUUGCACAGCAAGAUCCUGACACCCUUGGGUGGUGGGAAAAAAAUGAAAUGAACAUGGUGAUGUCCCUCCUGGGGAUGUUCUGUCCAACACUGUUUGACCUAUUUGCUGAAUUGGAAGACUACCAUCCCCUCAUUGCUCUGAAAUGGCUUCUGGGACGCAUUUUUGCUCUCCUUUUAGGCAACUUAUAUGUAUUUAUUCUUGCCUUGAUGGAUGAGAUUAACAAUAAGAUAGAAGAGGAAAAGCUUGUAAAGGCCAAUAUUACCCUAUGGGAAGCCAACAUGAUCAAGGCCUAUAAUGCCUCACUCUCUGGAAACACCACUGGGUCACCCUUUUUUGUUCACCCUGCAGAUGUACCUCGAGGACCCUGCUGGGAAACAAUGGUAGGACAGGAAUUUGUGCGGCUGACUGUUUCUGAUGUCCUGACCACCUAUGUCACAAUCCUCAUCGGGGACUUUCUCAGGGCAUGUUUUGUGAGAUUUUGCAAUUACUGCUGGUGCUGGGAUUUGGAAUAUGGAUAUCCGUCAUACACCGAAUUUGACAUCAGUGGCAACGUCCUCGCUCUGAUCUUCAACCAAGGCAUGAUCUGGAUGGGCUCCUUCUUUGCUCCUAGCCUCCCAGGCAUCAACAUCCUCCGACUCCACACAUCCAUGUACUUCCAGUGCUGGGCUGUGAUGUGUUGCAACGUUCCUGAAGCCAGGGUCUUCAAAGCUUCCAGAUCAAAUAAUUUCUACCUGGGCAUGCUCCUGCUUAUCCUCUUCCUGUCCACCAUGCCAGUCUUAUACAUGAUCGUGUCUCUCCCACCAUCAUUUGACUGUGGCCCCUUCAGUGGCAAAAAUAGAAUGUUUGAAGUCAUUGGAGAGACAUUGGAGCAUGAUUUCCCGAGCUGGAUGGCGAAGAUCUUGAGACAGCUGUCUAACCCUGGGCUGGUCAUUGCUGUCAUUUUGGUGAUGGUUUUGACCAUCUAUUAUCUGAAUGCAACUGCUAAGGGCCAGAAGGCAGCAAAUCUGGAUCUAAAAAAGAAGAUGAAACAGCAAGCUUUGGAGAACAAAUUGCGAAAUAAGAAAAUGGCAGCUGCACGAGCCGCUGCAGCUGCUGGUGGCCAGUAA